Molecule: messenger RNA, 1044 nt
Organism: Pseudozyma flocculosa PF-1
Lineage: Eukaryota; Fungi; Basidiomycota; Ustilaginomycetes; Ustilaginales; Ustilaginaceae
Exons: 2
Coding region: 1-1044 (347 amino acids)
Cellular component (GO): mitochondrion
Molecular function (GO): flavin-dependent sulfhydryl oxidase activity; flavin adenine dinucleotide binding
Source: RefSeq, a predicted model, not a curated record
AUGCUGUCCCGCUUCGUCCAGCUGUUUCUGCUGGCGUCAAUGAUCCUUUUGAUCCCUUCGCUCCUCUACCUCAGCCACGGCCCAUCGAACACCUACCUCGAUCCCAAGACCGGCCUCGCCUAUUCCUCCGACUCGAUCCGUCCCGACGUCAACCCGCUCUCGAACUCGAACCCGCUGGCGCAGACCUCGCAGGGCGAUGGCGUCGAUGCGCAGCAGGCGCACAAGUGGUCCGGCUGGACCUGGAGCGGCGUCAACAGCGAUGUGAUCAAGAAGCCUGUUGAGAAGUUCGAAGGCACCUGGAAAGGCUGGAUGGACGCUUGGAAGAGCAGCGGCAGGGAGACCUCACCACUGGUGCAGUCGAGCACCACCGACGGCUCCGGGGCCGCAAAGGCGGCGGUGGCGGGGUCGGCGGACGAUGCAAAGGUCAAGAGCCCUUCGAAGCAGACGGAAGAGCGCAUCGACGGCAUCAUCAUGCCAAAGAUGGGCAACGCGACCGCAAAAGCCGCGCUAGGCCGAUCGACAUGGCACUUUCUACACACCAUGACGCUGCGCUUCCCGGACAAGCCGACAAAGGAACAGCGAAAGACGCUGCAGACGUUUUUCGAAAAUUUUGCGCUGCUCUACCCGUGUGGCGACUGCGCGCGGCACUUCCAGGCGCUGAUCAAGGAGUUGCCGCCACAGACGGGCUCGCGGAUGAACUCGGCACUCUGGCUCUGCACCGUGCACAACAAGGUCAACGAGCGGCUGGGCAAGCCCGAGUUUCCCUGCGACAAGCUCGACGAGAGCUACGACUGCGGUUGCGGCGACGAUCCAAAGGCCUCGGCGGGCGGCACGGCACCGGCCGCAACCUCGACCGCGCCGGCCGCGGCCAAGUCGACGCCGAGCCUGAGGCCCUUCAAUCUUGCUCAAAAGCAGCGCCUCGAGGAUGGCGUCAGGGCGCUCGGCAGGAGGGCGUUGGAGUUUGGCAGCGUCGGAUCGAUGGACGAAGGGGCGCAGCAUUUGGCCAGACGCAUGACGGACGAGUGCCUUUGCAGGGUGCGGUGA